CUCCUUUUUAUGUUCUUUUGUUUUAAAUUUUCUUCUUUCUCCGUCCGUUCAAAACACAUCGCAAUACCAUCCCCAAACCUAACCUAAUCGCUACCAUCGACCGAGCCCAAAGCAAACUUCGCCGUCAGAGUCCAGAAGAAGUACCUUUUCUUCGUAUCAUAAUAUUCUCUGCGUUGUCUCUCUCCCUGCAAAUUAUCGACGGAUUCCAAACGUAAUUCGUUAGCCCCUGUUUGGUUGCCGAGCAAAUCCUAGAAACCGCCCAAAAGAAAUUGCGACCCCGUUCUCUUUUUCUUCUUUGAUUUGAUAAAAUAAUCCCGAAUUAUCUUGUCAAUUAUUCUUCUACUUAUUUCUUCUAAACUUAAGGUUGAAAAUCUUAUUCCUUUUAUCUUUCUCGAAUUGUUGGGCAACCAAGCAGGUAAAUUUUCAAGGUAGGUUUUCUAUACCUCCUUUAAAACCCGAAUUCACGUAUCGGAUCUGAUAUAGUUCUGAUUUUGUGCUUUGAUCCUGAGCAGUUUAUUCUUUGUUGUUGGUCUAGUUUAGGAUUCUGGACGGCUUUGAUUCGAAGAACGGUAUCAAUUAGGGCUUUCGUUUGGUGAUUAACUAUAUCAGCGUUUUUGCAUUCUUGGUAUUGAGGAGUCUUGGGUUUUUUGUGAGUUCCAGUAGGUUGUGAGCAUUACAGUUUGAUGGCCGACCGGAAUUCUGUCGUUGCUAAGCCUAUAUGGAUGAAGCAAGCCGAAGAGGCGAAGCUCAAGAGUGAGGCUGAGAAAGCCGCUGCUGCAAAAGCAGCUUUUGAAGCCACCUUCAAGGACGUAGAGAAAAAUCGUGAAAAGGAAUCGGCUUUAUCAGACAGUGAAUCGGAAGAAUACGAGGAUUUGGCGAACAAACCGAUUGGGCCAGUGGACCCUUCAAAGUGCACAGCUGCUGGUACUGGCAUAGCGGGCGGCACUGCAUGUGCCCCAUCUUCGUUUAUGGUGGUAACGAAGGAUGCGGAUGGGAGGAAGGUGCCCAAUGGGGGCGCGCAGAUUAAGGUGAAGGUGUUGCCUGGAGUGGGUGUUGGAGGAUCAGAGCAAGAAGGUAUUGUGAAGGAUAUGAGUGAUGGAACAUAUACAGUUACCUACGUGGUUCCGAAGAGGGGGAAUUACAUGGUGAAUGUUGAGUGCAAUGGGAAGCCCAUCAUGGGUAGUCCGUUCCCAGUAUUUUUCAGUGCAGGUACUCAAGGUGCUAGUACUGGAGGACUACUAGGUUUGGCCCCUGCCUCCAAUUUUCCAAAUAUGGUUAAUCAAACCAUGCCCAAUAUGCCAAAUUAUUCAGGAUCUGUUUCAGGGGCUUUCCCAGGAUUAUUGGGAAUGAUUCCAGGUAUUGUACCUGGUGCAUCAGGGGGUGCUAUUUUGCCUGGAAUUGGUGCAUCUUUGGGUGAAGUUUGUCGAGAGUACCUUAAUGGUCGGUGUGCCAAAACUGACUGUAAGUUGAACCACCCACCUCACAAUUUGCUAAUGACUGCACUAGCUGCAACAACCACAAUGGGGACUGUAAGUCAAGUUCCCAUGGCACCGUCUGCAGCUGCAAUGGCUGCUGCUCAAGCAAUCGUUGCUGCCCAAGCCCUUCAAGCCCAUGCAGCUCAGGUGCAAGCACAAGCUCAGUCAGCCAAAGAAUCAUCUGGUUCACCUGAUAAAGCUGGGAAGGCUGAUGCGCUGAAGAAGACACUUCAAGUUAGCAACCUUAGCCCACUUCUCACAGUGGAACAACUCAAACAACUUUUCAGCUUUUGCGGCACCGUUGUUGAAUGUACCAUCACUGAUUCAAAGCAUUUUGCUUAUAUAGAAUACUCAAAACCUGAAGAAGCAACUGCAGCUUUGGCACUGAAUAAUAUGGAUGUUGGAGGUCGCCCUUUGAAUGUUGAAAUGGCAAAAUCUCUUCCUCAAAAACCACCUCUUUUGAAUUCUCCACUGGCUUCAUCUUCUCUGCCUCUGAUGAUGCAGCAAGCUGUUGCCAUGCAGCAGAUGCAAUUCCAGCAGGCUCUGCUUAUGCAACAAACUAUGACUGCACAGCAGGCAGCAAACCGAGCUGCAACAAUGAAGUCUGCAACAGAGUUAGCUGCAGCCAGAGCUGCAGAAAUAAGUAAGAAAUUAAAACCUGAUGGGCUUGGAGAUGAAGAGAAGGAAGCAAACAGAAAAUCCAGAUCACCAUCAAUCUCUCGUGCGAAGUCAAGGUCUAAGUCAAGGUCACCAGUCAAUUUUCAACGAAGGCGCAGGUCUCGUUCUUACUCACCUCCAUCCCGCCACCCAAGGGAUCAUAGAUCCAGAUCGCCAGUGCGAUCUCGCCAUCAUUCCAGCUAUGAAAAUGAACGGCGGUCCCAUAGAGACAUUCGGGAUGGUGGUGACAGAACUAGAACGCGAGAUUUAGGAAGAUCACAUCGGGAUUCAGAAAGAUCAGAUCGUCAUUCAUCUUCUCUAAGGAGAAACAGGAGGAGUGUGAGCCCUCUAACGAGAAAAUCAUACCGAGCUGACUCGGUCUCACCAAAACGUUAUCAAGAAAGUUCACUGCAUAGAGCAAGGAAAUCAUCUCGUGCUCGUUCAAGAUCCCCAACUCAUCACAGAGGAGGUAGGUCAUCUCCAAGAAUUGACGAUGAAAACAAAUCAAGACACAGAAAACGCUCUAGGUCAAAAUCGGUUGAAGGCAAGCAUCAGUCUGAUGACAAAAUAGAUGAGUCCCGAGAUGAAAAAUCGAAGUAUAAUGACCGAAGGCGGUCCAGGUCAGUAUCUCCUGAAGGCAAGCAUCAUAGAAGCAGCAGGUCAUCUCCAACUCCAAGAAUUUUGGGGGAAAAUAAAUUCAGACAUAGAGGGAGGUCCAGGUCAAAGUCUUUAGAAGGUAAGCCCCACUCCAACGAGAAAUCCAACGAAUCCAGGGAUAAACCAAAACAUAGUGAUAGAAGGCGGUCUAGAUCAAAGUCUCUGGAACGCAAGCACUACACUGACGGGAAAGCAGAUGAAAUAAAGGAAGAAAAAUCUAGACAUCGUGAUAGAAGGCGGUCUAGAUCAAGAUCUGUGGAAGGAAAGCGGCACUCCAAGGAGAAAGCAGAUGAAAGCAGGGACAGAAAAUCAAAGCAUCGUGAUAGAAGACGGUCAAGGUCAGUCUCUGUGGAGGCUAGGCAUCAUAGAGGAGGUAGGUCAUCUCCAAAAGAUUUAGAUGGUAGAAAACUAAAACACAGAAGGCAUUCUAGGUCAAAUUCUUCUGAAAGGAAGCAUCACUCCUAUGAUAGAACAGAUGAGAGGAGAGCUGAAAAGUCAAAGCAGCGUGAGAGAUCACGGUCCAGAUCAAUAUCAGCAGAACACAAGCAUAAUAGAGGUGGUAGUUCGUCCCCAAUAAGCUUGGAGGAAAAUAAAACAAAAGACACAAGGCAAUCUACGCCAGAAUCUGGAGAAGGGAACCUUCAUUCACAUGAUGGAAGGGACGAAAACAGUGAUGAAAAUUUGAAGCAUCAUGAACAUGCAGAAAAGGAACCAGAUACCAUUUUGAAGGACUUGACGAGCAUGAAUGAUAAUGGUCUGUUAAUUUCAGCACGCGAGAAUCGUAACUUGAAGGAAGCAAUGAAAACUAGGGCAAUGGAAGGUGACCAGUAUCUGGAAAACACUCAUUUGACAAAUGUUAACAGUGAAGAUGGUUCAUUUUUUCGAGGUUGUAAAAUCCCCUUGGUUGCUGAGGAGCUACUGGAAAAUGGAGCAUCUGAUAUUGAGCAUCCAGAGCUAGGAAUGGGAGAUCAAAAUAAUUGUGAGAAGUCAAUUCAUGUUGAAAAUAUUGACAAAACUUGCUUAAGCCAGGAUCACGUUGGAGAUGAAUCAGAGUUCAUGAUUGGAGGCAGGUCUUCAGUUUCCCAGAUGCGGAAGGCUCAACAGAGAAGCUCCAUCUCACCUGAGGAAGAUAUGUUUUCAAGUGAUGCCAAUGCAGAAGAUAAAAACUAAUGCUAAAAGUCUAACUGGAGGAUGUGGUUGCUUUUAAUUUGAGACUUUUUAUGCUGAGGGAUGGGUGCAUUUUCUCGGAUAACAGCUCAGUGCUUAGUGUUUCUUUUGGUGCCUGGAAUUUUCUGCUGGCUGUUGGUUCUUCAUAAAUGCACUUUCUGUGUUUUGUUUAUUGCUUGCAGGUCUUGUGGGAUACUGGAAUUACAGUUCUGAAGCUGGUCUUGCUGUGGUUUAAGUAUUUCAAGAAGUGUCAUGGUUUCAUCCACAAUCGGCCAUGUGAUGUUUGUAGCAAGCUUCUUUUACUACUUGAUGAUUGUAUCCUGAAAAAUGCAGGUAUUCAUGGUGAUUUUUCAUUGGAGCUUUCUGAUAUUCAAUUUGGCAGGAUUGAUUUUCUCUGAUAUAAAUAAAGAAAUUUUCUUGGUUAGGUAAAGGUACUGUUAAGGUCCAGUGAAACCAGAUGUUGCUGGGAUGAAUUGCUUCAAAAUUCCAGUGUGUUGAGUAUGAUCAGAUUUCCUGACUCAAUUUUCACGUUACUUAAACUUAUGGUGAAAUGCGAGUGUUGAUUUUUAUCAGGUAAUUUUCCAUGAAACUGUUGGGUUGAGUUUCGUUCCUUUGAAAGCAUAAAAAAUAAUUGUGGAAGCUUGUGUCUGUGCAUGUGGUUAUUUUAUAUGGAUUGUAACUGUACCCUGCAGCGACUUAAACUGGGUGGACCAUUGGAAUUUUUCUGCUUGACCUUUUACCAUACAAGUAAAUCCAAAUUCUAUGUUCUAAUGAUUCUAAUGAAUAUUUGUGCAUGCAUAUACUUGUUGGAGCCAAAAAUUUAGGAUUGGUAUUUUUUCUUAUUGUUAAACGAAAUUUUAUCGAGGAUGGGUAUUUUUUCACGGCUUUACUAUCAUUUUGAAUUCGUUUCUGGAAUUCAUUCGGGAUGUGUUGGGGAGGGGGGCAUGAGUGGAUUUUAGCGCAAGUGUCUUCUUCAAUGUCUGUUGAUCUGAGUUCCUGUCAUAGUAGUUUUUUCUGUCAUGCGCAAUCAACUCUGCAUGUGGUCUUAUCGAUCAGAAAACCAUGAGAAAUAGUUUUUGGGACAAAAGGUUGAUUUAUAAAAUAUAUAUAUAUAUAUUUAUUUCCAACUCCCUGUUCACAAUUGGAACUAACUUUUGGUCGAUGUAGUUGGUGCCUGAAACCAGCCCUGUGACCCUUUCUGUACCUUUUCCCCUCAAUUUUGUUUUUAGGGUAAGCUAUGGAUAUAGGAUGGUUGAGAGAUGCAUACUUUGGGGCUCAACUCUGGAAUGAGUUACGUGAAGUGGAUGUGAAAAAGUUGCAUCUGUCUGAGCUUCCGAGUUUUCAUCUUUUCCCCUUGUUUCAUUUCAUUUUGAUCUUAUAAUCAAUCAUACAUACUUUCCAUGGUAUUGGGGAAUUGCUACGAGAAAACAAGCAUUAAGCUAAGGGGAUUUAGCGUUGACUACCUGCUUUAAUCUUGUUUAUUUACUUUGUA
Carya illinoinensis is the source of this 5448-nucleotide messenger RNA. RefSeq lists its product as uncharacterized. Gene Ontology annotation, molecular function: RNA binding; metal ion binding; protein binding. Lineage: Eukaryota; Viridiplantae; Streptophyta; Magnoliopsida; Fagales; Juglandaceae. The transcript is spliced from 7 exons. The coding region runs from base 684 to 3959 and encodes 1091 amino acids. The record is from RefSeq and is a predicted model, not a curated record.